This is a messenger RNA of Clunio marinus, 216 nucleotides long. NCBI's taxonomy places the organism in Eukaryota, Metazoa, Arthropoda, Insecta, Diptera, Chironomidae. The record is from the annotation of a GenBank genome assembly.
AUGGAAACAGGACAAAACCAACCAUAUCCUAAUAAUCAACCUAUUAAGAAAUUGUUGAUAAGAGUUGGAAAUAAGUCAUUUCAAGCCUACCUGAGUUAUAUUGAGAACUUCACAGAUCACUUCUACCGUUGGCAAGAAAUAUUUAUCGCAAAUGAAAGCCAAAGCGAUAAAAAGUGCAAAGGCUUAGAAUUAAAAAAAAAAGACAGAAGGGGUUAG